Molecule: messenger RNA, 3654 nt
Organism: Lampris incognitus (smalleye Pacific opah)
Lineage: Eukaryota; Metazoa; Chordata; Actinopteri; Lampriformes; Lampridae
Product: arf-GAP with GTPase, ANK repeat and PH domain-containing protein 1-like
Exons: 20
Coding region: 1-3654 (1217 amino acids)
Cellular component (GO): nucleus
Molecular function (GO): GTP binding; protein binding; GTPase activator activity
Source: RefSeq, a predicted model, not a curated record
AUGAGCAACGCAGCCAAGCCACAGAAACGCACCACCUACCUCAUCUCCCUCACACUGGUGAAGGUUGAGGCUUUGCCUGAAGAUGCAGAGGUGUCCCCGGUACAGAAGACACCUCUCCAAGAGAGAGAAGAGGGUCCUGGGAAGGAGGAGAAGGUGAUUAGGGCCAUUAAAAAAGAGGAAGGACCUGCCUAUGCUGACGUGGUAGAAGAACAUGGCGAGUCGGAGGAAGUGGAAGCGGUGCAGGUCAAGUACAGCAGUCCUUUCCAGAACAGGGCAAAGCCUGAGCGGAGAGACACUCGUGGAUGGGUGAAGGAGAGCACCUUUGUGGGUAAAAGCAAAGAGUCUCCUGUGCUACAGCCACCUGUUAGAGACUUGGUAAAACUGCAUGGAGGUGUUUCAUUGGAUGGAGGGAUACGAGGAAAGGGACCCCGCUCGGACAGCUUGCGCCCUAAGACCGAGCUGUAUAGGGAGCCACCCAAGCUGUUUUUGAAGGGCGAGGAUGUAGGGGACUUCAGCAGCAGCCGCUCACGCUGCAGCCUCCCCAUCUCCGUCCCCCAGCAGGCCAGCCAGCGGCCCGAAGUCCUGAGGUCACAUGCCAGGGGUGACCCUGCAUGUUGGUGGGAAAUGAGGGAGAUGGGUCAGAGUAAACUCGGCACCACCAAGACCUUGGACUGCAGGGAGACCCAGCUGGAGGACCAGUCCCCUGUGAUGGCGGCCACGACUUUAGGGCCCUACAGAGCGUCCUGGGCAGACAGCGAUGGCAGGGGAACACUCAUUCGCCCUGGGGCUCCCAUCGGUAGGGGCUAUACAGGAAUGAUGCCAAGGGAUGGUCCCGGAGGGGAGAGGCUUACCAUGGUUUCCGUCUCCCUGCCCACGCCGCCCUUCCCACAGGUGUCCAAGCCGCAACGUAAAGGCAAGAGCCGCACCCUGGACAACAGUGACCUGCACUUACUUUCUGAGGACCUGAAGAAAGGGAGAGAAGUAACAGUCCAGCGGGCUCCUGCUCGUGACCGUAAGAUGCUCAAGUUCAUCAGCGGAAUUUUUACCAAGAGCACCGCCGGACUACCCAACGCCAACGCCGUGUCCACUCUGUAUACAUCUGUGGAGCAUGAAUGUAACAAGGAGGAAGCAGCAUGUGUCAGUAGUCCAGAGUGGACCUUCAGUCAGACUGUACAAGAGCUUCACCUGGGUGUCCUGGGAGGUCUUUGCAGUGGGAAGUCUGCUCUGGUUCAUAGACACAUAACAGGAAGUUAUUUGCCCCAAGAGAAUCCUGAGGGACGACAGUUUAUAAAGGAGGUGUUAGUGGAUGGACAGAGCCACCUGCUAGUCAUCAGAGAGGAAGUUGGACUCCCGGAUGCUGAGUUUGCAAACUGGGUGGAUGCAGUCGUCCUGGUUUUCAGUUUGGAGAACGAAGUCAGCUUCCAGGAAGUCUACAGACACUAUCACCAGCUGAGUAUUCACCGCCCCAUUACUGAAAUACCUUUCAUCGUGGUGGGCACUCAAGAUAAGAUCAACAGCAGCAACCCUCGGGUGAUAGACGACGCCAGGGCCAGACAGCUUUGCUCAGAUGUGCAGCGCUGCACUUACUAUGAAACCUGUGCUACCUACGGCCUCAACGUGAACCGAGUCUUCAAUGACGCCGCACAGAAAAUAAUGGCAGCCAAAAAGCAGGCGGCUCUCCUGGCUUCCUGUAAAUCCCUGCCUAACUCUCCCAGUCACUCUGGAGGCUCCACCCCCGUGUCAGGAGUCUUCACCGGACAGGCCAGUAAUGGAGGUCAGAGUAGCGACUAUUCCUCCUCUCUGCCCUCCACCCCUGUGAUCACUCAUAAGGAGAUCUCCAGAAUGACCAAAGGGGAGAGACAAGAUGGUGCCACCCCUGGCUCUGUCCGCGGCUCUUCACGGAGACGGACCACCCGCUUUGCAAGCCGCAGAGGUAGUGAUUCAAACAGAAGGAGCGCAGAUGCUAAGGGGGAUAUGGGCAGCGGACGUGCCAUCCCCAUAAAACAGAGUAUCUUACUGAAGCGCAGCGGGAACUCGAUCAACAAAGAGUGGAAGAAGAAAUAUGUCACACUGUCCAGUGAUGGCAUGCUGUCCUAUCAUUCCAGUGUAAAUGACUACAUGCAGAAUGCCCCCAGGAAGGAGAUAGACCUGGUCCGGGUAACUGUGAAGGUGCCAGGGAAGCGGCCACCACGUGCUGUACCUGCCUGUGGUCCUCCAGUUGGGCUCAAUGGUAGGGUCAAAGAUCUACAGGUACCUAAGGGGGGAAGGCCUGUCCCCGUGAGCGCCGGCCUCCUGCAGGUGGAGAAAAUGGAAGGACUCGGUGGUGCACUGUUCUUAAGGGGAACUAAAACAGUUCAGCGGUGUCAUUCCACAAUCAGUACCAAUCCCCCAAGCAUCGACUCUGCAGUUGAGGGCGUGUCCAGCUCUUCCUCAACUAAAGACGUAGGUCCUUCUUCUCCGACAACUGAUAGGAAAAAACACAGAAGGAAGAAGAGCAUGAACCAGAAAUGGGAUGCAACCAUCGGUCAAGCAGAUGCCAAGCGCAGAAUGUGGAAACUGAAAAGCUUUGGUAGCUUGAGGAACAUAAACAAGACAGAUGAGGAUAACUUUGACUUCCUGAUAGUGUCGAGCACGGGACAGACGUGGCACUUUGAAGCCCAGAGUGUGGAGGAGAGGGACUCCUGGGUUCAGGCCAUCGAGAGUCAGAUUCUGGCCAGCCUGCAGCUUUGUGAGAGCAGCAAAAACAAGGCUCGGAAGAACAGCCAAAGUGAAGCAGUGGCUCUGCAGGCCAUCCGUAACGCAAAGGGCAACAACAGCUGCGUUGACUGUGAUGCUCCAAAUCCUACAUGGGCCAGCCUGAACCUCGGAGCCCUCAUAUGCAUUGAGUGCUCUGGGAUCCACAGGAACUUGGGCACCCACCUGUCACGUGUUCGUUCCCUUGACUUGGAUGACCUUCCACGAGAGCUCACGUUGGUUCUCAGUGCCAUUGGCAACCACAUGGUCAACAGUAUCUGGGAGGGGCGCACACUAGGUCACCAUAAACCAACACCUGAUGCCACACGAGAGGAACGAGAGUCAUGGAUCCGAGCUAAAUAUGUGCAGAAGUUGUUUGUGGCCCAGCUGCCUCCUCUUUCACCGAGCGAAAGGUCGGACAUUACACUAUCUGGCCAUUUGCUCUUGGCUGUGAUGGAGCGAAAUCUGCCGAAACUGCUCCUCCUCCUGGCCCACUGCACCAAGGAGGAUAUCAAUACUCCGCCAGCCAACCUGGCCUUCACCGCCACAUCCCCCAUGUCAGCCAGACUCCCAGGCACGGCCCUGCACGCUGCUUGUAUGCUGGCCGACGUGGUUAUGACACAGCUUCUUGUUUGGUACGGUUGUGAUGUUCGGCAUCGUGAUGCGCUGGGACAGACGGCCCUGGCGGCGGCCCGCAGCGCCGGCAGCCAGGAGUGUGUUGACAUUAUGCUCCAAUAUGGAUGCCCAAAUGAACCAGCCCCCUUCCUCGCCAAAACACCCAGCUUCUCGGUAACUGCGACACCCAGCCUCUCAGUUGCCAUGACACCGGGCCCAUCAGUUUCUACCACCCUCAAGAUCUCGCACAAGAGUAGUGCCUCCGGCUCCAGUCACAGUAGCUGCACUAGAAGGGCAGUGUCAUAA